This is a messenger RNA of Trichoplusia ni (cabbage looper), 663 nucleotides long. RefSeq lists its product as uncharacterized. The record is from RefSeq and is a predicted model, not a curated record. Bases 98 to 646 code for a protein of 182 amino acids. The transcript has 6 exons. Lineage: Eukaryota; Metazoa; Arthropoda; Insecta; Lepidoptera; Noctuidae.
UAGUGGUUUGUUUUACGUAGAGUGAACAGCCGCAGUUGUGUUCCUUACUCACUACUGACUUAUACUAUAGUUUAGACAAGCAAAAUAGGUAUUUCUAAUGUUGGCCAUGAUAGUGGUCGCCACCGCACUUUCUAGGAUUAGCAUCGUACACACUAAGCCAGCGAGUGAAGGUACUUUAACGGCAAUAGACACAAGAGCGUUGUACGACGAUAUGACACACGACAUGACAGAACAGCUGUACAGCAGCGGCAGGGAUCUGAGGAAGAGGGACGAAUACAGUAAAUACGAACCGCCGAAGAAGCUUGUCGAAAAAAGUACAGAACUUCCCCAGCGCUCCCCUGGUCUCCAGAGCGAGAUCAAGAAGAGGCCAGCGAGUCACAGCGAGGACAUCGACGUGGUGGACCGAGAGGAUCACGUGACGCAGUACCUUGCCGAUCUACUCGUUAAUACUGAUAGCGAGAUUACUAGCUUACAGGCAACCGAACCGGAAGAUGAACAUGACAUCCAUGAGAUAAGAGAAGACAAAUUCUUCGCGUUUCUCACGGGUUUGGAGAGAACGUUCGAAGUGGAAGGUGCCUGGUCGAGACCAGUUUCCGAUGACCUCAAAAACGAAGACGUACCGAACGUUUUAAUGGAUGAAGAGUAAAUGUUGUUAAUGUUGUA